This is a messenger RNA of Triplophysa dalaica, 2198 nucleotides long. RefSeq names its product maternal B9.15 protein. The transcript has 5 exons. Bases 181 to 996 code for a protein of 271 amino acids. Gene Ontology annotation, biological process: negative regulation of cell population proliferation; negative regulation of mitotic cell cycle. Lineage: Eukaryota; Metazoa; Chordata; Actinopteri; Cypriniformes; Nemacheilidae. Gene Ontology annotation, cellular component: nucleus; cytoplasm. The record is from RefSeq and is a predicted model, not a curated record.
UCAACGCGAAUGAAGAAACGUGGAACAGUUUGUUUAAGUGUGUACAAGGAAGCAACGUGCUUAUUCAGGGUUACUUACUUACCUUUUUGGACCAAACAGUUUUGAGGAAGAGGGCUCAACGACAAAAUUUUCUGAAAUUAAGGAUUUGUCAUAUUUGGGAGAAAAUCUUUCGUGGAGAAAAUGAGGAGAGAAGUAAAAGCUGGAGUGAACUUUCUCAAAGGCUUGGCAGUGGAACGGGGAGGUGUGGAACAAAUCAAAGCCAAACUGUUUGCUGCUAAACUACAAAAGCUUCUGCUUGAAAAGUUCAAAGGCCAUUGGUAUCCAGACAACCCCAGCAGAGGACAAGCAUUCAGAUGUAUCAGAAUAAAUGAAGGCGUUCCCUGCGAUGAGACAGUUUUAGAAGCAUGCACAGAGAGCGGCUUAGAACCGUGUGGUUUGGGCUUUCCUCGUCAGAUCACGAUAUGGAUCGAUCCACUGGAAGUGUGUGCACGCUCUGGUGAGAACUGUAGAUAUUUUACAGUGGCUCAGUUUUCAAAAGAAGAGGAGGAUGAUGAGGAAACAGAGAUUCAGUUGAGUCAGGAUGACACUUUUAGCCUGGUGGAUUCUGUGAAUCUGGAUACCUCUGAUUAUCAUUCAGCGAGCUCUUCUGACUGCGGGUCGGCCGUCUCCAGUGACACUGAAGGGGAGAUGAAGGAGGAAGAGACAAAGGAAGUGGUAGAGAAUAUGAUCAAGAACGCAGCUCCUUCAACUAGAUUCAUGGCGAGGGAGCCAAAAGGCCCACGCACGUUUUCUCAAGCACAGAUCCCUGCCCCACAAUACUUUUAUCUCCAUGCACCAAUGUGGCCCCAGAACAAGAAAAAGAGAGGCAUGUUCUUCAGAACCGUAUGCACCCCAGCACCGUCUCCUUUGUUUGCUUACUAUGUCUUUCCCAAACACACUCCUCAGUUCAUUGUGCCUCACGCUACCCUGCAAAGAUGGGGAGGGAUAAAAGGAUAAAACAACUCAAAACCAGUUAGAGGACUAUUUUUUGCAUAUAGCUUAUUAAUUGCUUCUAGCUUUUUAAAAUCCAUUUUAUAAACCAAUGACACUGUCAAGCGGGCCAGCUUUUUAUAAUGUUUCACUGAAAUGAACUUUAAUGAAAUGUAACCAAUUACCUUUUUCACUUGCACUCAUUAUUAAUGUUUGCUUUGGGCUGUUGCUUAAAGAAACACAAAAUCACUUAACCAAAGAAGACCUUAAAACGGUUUUGUGCAAAUCGCUAGCUUUAUGAUGACUUAAUCAAAUAGUGUACAGGGAUAUUCCCUAACUACUGUGCCAAGCUUGAAAUGCUGCAUACUUGGAAUUGUGUUCAAUGAGAAGUAACACAUUUUUCACUAGUUUCAUGUAGAGAAUGUUAUAGAAUUUUCUUUUUAUUUAUAGUUUGAGUGGUAUUUUAUGAAAACAAAGUAUUGAAAUGGUUAUCGUAAAUAUAAAAUUCCUUGGUGUUAAAACAUUCACAAAUAUUAAAUAGCCUUACCAGCAGUUCAUCUCAGGUUUAAGAAACUAUCAAUUCCUCAAUAUCUCUGAAAAUCCCAAGUAACCGAUCCCUUUCAUACAGAAAUGAAUUUAAUAUUCUGAAGCCAUAAAGUGCUGUGUACAAAUGAAUACUCAGAAAUAAUGUGAAAUCACAUUUUAGAAAGGAUUGCAUUAAUAUUAAGUGUUAUUUAAGAAUACUUGAUUGACCACACAAUGGUGCUAAAGUGCUUUGUAGCUCUGUUCUAUUGUAAUUGUGUUGUAACUUAUUUUAAAAUCCACUAGGUGGUAGUAUAAAUCACCUAAAGUAAUACUUCAUUUUAAAAAUGCUGUUUUUAAAUGGACUUUCUUUUGGCCGUUCGUUUCGUUUGUUUUAUAUUCAACUACAUGUAAAGUGUACACUGUUCUUAACCCACAUAAUUAUUUAAAACAAUAAUAUGUUUAUUUAUUUAGUCUUUACACAAUCAUGGCUAAUCCUUUUUUUUACUUUUCAGCUAUGGAAUGUCAUUUUUUUUCUUAUUUUCCUUAAACCUUAAAUGCAUAUUUAUAAUUGCUUUUUUAUUUUAUUUAAUGUUUGAAUUGUUUGUGAUUAUGUAAUCACUGUUGAUAUUGCCUUUUCUGUAGCAAAAUACUUACUUAAAAUCUGUCCAUGAUUAUAUUUGUGACAAAUAUACUUUAUUACUAAA